AUGCUCCUCUACAACAACCGGAGGCUACUCCGUCUUCUUCUGCAACGGCAGGGGAGCGUGUUUUUCCGUCCUGAGACGAUAUUGGCUGGGCUCCUGCUUGCAGGAAUGGGCAGCUUCGUCCAGCAUGCGCGCGACACCGGCUGGGAAUAUGCCCCGGAUAUCGAGCACCACUAUGGCUUCCAAGCUGUGGGUGUUGGAGUCACUUUCGCCAUCGUUUUUCGGACCCAGCUGGCGUGGGGGAGGUUCUGGGAGGCAGCCACACAUCUCCACAUGAUGUACAGCAAGUGGAUGGACGCCUUCGCACAAUUCCAGGCCUUCGCGGAGGUUACGGCCAAGGCAGCAUUUGAGGCAGGAGAUCAUGUACGGGCAGACCUCCUGUGGCAGAAGCAGCUGCGGCUGAAGUGGAACUUUGCUUUGCUGAGCGCCUUUGCGGCUGAGAGGCUUUGCCGCGGCGACAACGAGCGCAUGAAGGACGAUGGGUCCGAGCGCAUACGCACACGGACUGACUUGCGAAUCGAGGUCGGGGAGUCUGCGUAG
Messenger RNA from Symbiodinium natans, 537 nucleotides. Lineage: Eukaryota; Dinophyceae; Suessiales; Symbiodiniaceae. The record is from the annotation of a GenBank genome assembly.